Molecule: messenger RNA, 1566 nt
Organism: Eutrema salsugineum
Lineage: Eukaryota; Viridiplantae; Streptophyta; Magnoliopsida; Brassicales; Brassicaceae
Product: protein ABHD18
Exons: 5
Coding region: 274-1359 (361 amino acids)
Source: RefSeq, a predicted model, not a curated record
CUCUCUCUCUCCGGUUUCUCUUAUGACGACCUAUCCUCUUUCUUAGAUUUCUCCACCGAUCUCGAGCACAACAUUCACGAUUUGCAUUCGGAUUCUUUUUCUUGACUUUCCAGUCAAAUCUCCAAUGAUUUAUGCGACUCGGAAAGAAUUAAGGGAUAUUUGAUUUCCUCUUUCUCACCAGAUCUGAAGCACCCGAAUCCAAACUCAAAUUCGAAACCAGCGUUUAGGUGUUUCUCAAUCAGUUCAAUUUUUUUUUUGGGAGAUCAAUUAGCAAUGGUGGCGGUCAAAUUGGGAAUGCUCCAUUAUGUAAUUGACCACGUCUAUGGAGCGUUUAUGCACCGCACGCGUGCGAUAACGCCACCGUUCUUCUCGCGAGGAUGGGGUGGUCCGAAGCUGGAGCUGCUCGAGCGGAUGGCUAAACAGCUCUUCCCGAUGUAUGUCGAAGGUCAGAAUUGGCCACCACCUUUGGUCCGUCCUGUGUGGAGGACCGUCUGGGAGACAAGGACCGCUUGUCUCAGAGAAGGCGUUUUCCAGACUCCCUGCGACGACGAGCUCACCGCUGCUUUGCCUCCGGAGUCUCGCACCGCCAGGGUUGCUUGGCUUGUUCCCAAAAACGUUCCUCCCCAGAAGAUGUCCUGUGUGGUUCACCUUGCAGGCACAGGUGAUCAUACAUAUGACCGAAGACUGCGUCUGGGUGGACCGUUGGUGAAACAAAACAUUUCAACAAUGGUGCUCGAAAGCCCUUUCUAUGGCAAAAGGCGUCCGUUCCUACAACGUGGUGCAAGACUCCUUUGUGUCAGUGAUCUACUUUUACUGGGGAGGGCAACAAUCGAUGAGUCACGUAGUCUUAUUCACUGGUUAGACACCGAGGAAGGCUUCGGCAAGAUGGGUAUUUGCGGGCUUAGUAUGGGAGGAGUACAUGCUUCGAUGGUUGGAUCGCUUCAUCCAACACCAGUUGCAACACUCCCAUUCCUAUCCCCGCACUCUGCGGUUGUUGCAUUCUGCGAAGGAAUAUUAAAGUAUGGAACCGCUUGGGAGGCACUGAGGGAUGAACUUGCAGCACAAAAGAUCACAAUGACUCUUGAUGAAGUGAGAGAGCGGAUGAGAACGGUUCUCUCCCUCACAGAUGUCACUCGCUUCCCUAUCCCCAAAAACCCCGAUGCUGUUAUCUUUGUUGCUGCAACUGAUGAUGGGUACAUACCGAAACACUCGGUGUUGGAGCUUCAAAAGGCAUGGCCAGGCUCUGAAGUGAGAUGGGUUACAGGUGGACACGUGUCGUCCUUUCUGCUGCACAAUGAUGCGUUUCGCAGGGCAAUCGUGGACGGUCUCGAUAGGUUAGAGUGGAAAGAGCCAUGGUGACUUAACCGAACACAACUCCUUUGACAAACCAAAGGGAAGGUGUCUCUCUUUAUGUAAAUGUCUUAAUCUCCUCUUGUUGUAUCAUCUGUUCUUUCUUUCAAAAGUGGUGGGCGCUAAUAUUCAUUUGUUUGACCAUUGUAUUUGUCUCGACACACAACAAAAAUUGUAGAGGUUUUAACUCAUUACAUUCCGUUUUUAUAUCAGAAA